AUGAAGAGUAAUAAAAAUGCUAUUGGAGACAAUACAAGGAGUAAAACAAAAGAAUGUCAAAAGUAUAUAUUUGUUUCGAAAGAACAAAAUUACGUGUUCAUCGAUACUCCUGGUAUUGGUGAUACAGGUGGCAUUCAACGGGACAACGAAAAUUUGGCUCAUAUGUUCGAUACAGUCCAAGAAUUACAUGACAUAGCAGCUAUUCUACUCUUUUUGAAUGGUGCGCAAGGGCGUCAUACAACUAAUGUUAAAAGUGUAUUAACUCGAUUAGCAGAUCGCUUACCGAACAAUAUUUUGAAUAACGUUAUUGUUAUAUUAACAAAUUGUCAUAGUCAUUCCGUUAACUUUGAACCUGAAAAAAUUGGCUUGACAGAAAAAACUACUGCUUUCUGCAUGCAAAAUUCGGCAUUUUCAUCACAUCCGAACACAUGGGACCCUGAAACUCUGUGGGCAUUACAAAAAGAUUGGGAUGCAUCAAUGGUUGCCAUAAAAAAAUUAAUUUAUCUUUUUGGAAAUAUAUUACCAGUUUCAACGAGUACAUUGAACGACAUGCAACAAGAUCGCCAUCGUAUUAAAAGUAUUCUACAUGAGUCACGUGUCUUAAUUAGUCAAUUACAACAAUUUGAAGAUGAAUUAGAUGCACUUGAACGUGCUAUACAGAGAUAUGGUCAAAAUAGUGAAUACUAUAAAAACUUCGAAAGAGAUCGAGAAACGACUGUCAAACGCAUGAUUGAUGUUGAUUAUCGUAAUGCUUUGUGUUCUAAUUGUAAUGAGGUGUUGGGCAAUUACCAAUGGCAUAUGUAG
Molecule: messenger RNA, 804 nt
Organism: Rotaria sp. Silwood1
Lineage: Eukaryota; Metazoa; Rotifera; Eurotatoria; Philodinida; Philodinidae
Source: the annotation of a GenBank genome assembly